Molecule: messenger RNA, 1110 nt
Organism: Eleginops maclovinus (Patagonian blennie)
Lineage: Eukaryota; Metazoa; Chordata; Actinopteri; Perciformes; Eleginopidae
Gene: prdx1
Product: peroxiredoxin 1
Exons: 6
Coding region: 137-733 (198 amino acids)
Biological process (GO): hydrogen peroxide catabolic process; cellular response to stress; leukocyte activation
Cellular component (GO): cytosol
Molecular function (GO): thioredoxin peroxidase activity
Source: RefSeq, a predicted model, not a curated record
UGGAGGACUGAAGUUGGUUGUGAUCAGCUAUCGCGAGAAGUGAAUUGUGGUAUUUAUACUGCAUUCGAGCCUCUCGCCGCCUGCAGUCCACUCUCCUCUUCUGUGUGUGGUGAGGUAAAGCUGAGUUAGACUGAAGAUGGCUGCAGGCAAAGCACAAAUUGGAAAGCUGGCCCCAGACUUCACAGCUAAGGCGGUGAUGCCAGACGGACAGUUCCACGACCUGAAGCUGUCUGACUACAGAGGGAAAUAUGUUGUCUUUUUCUUCUAUCCGCUGGACUUCACCUUUGUGUGUCCAACUGAGAUCAUCGCUUUCAGUGACGCUGCCGAGGACUUCAGGAAGAUCGGCUGUGAGGUCAUCGCCGCCUCUGUCGACUCACACUUCUCCCAUUUCGCAUGGACCAACACACCGCGGAAGCAGGGCGGUCUGGGUGCCAUGAAGAUCCCCCUGGUGUCUGACACUCGACGCACCAUCUCCACAGAUUAUGGUGUCCUGAAGGAGGAUGAGGGCAUUGCCUACAGGGGUCUGUUUAUUAUUGACGACAAGGGCGUCCUGAGACAGAUCACCAUCAAUGACCUCCCUGUUGGACGCUCAGUCGAAGAGAGUAUGCGUCUGGUCCAAGCCUUUCAGUUCACUGACAAACAUGGAGAAGUGUGCCCAGCCGGCUGGAAACCAGGAAGUGACACCAUCAAACCUGACGUCCAGAAAAGCAAAGACUUCUUCUCCAAGCAGUAAUAAGGCCAGGCCCAGAGUCUGCAGCCUGCUGUAGGAGAUUUCCAGAGAACAAUAUUUAAGUCAGUUGCUGUGCCUGUGGAGGACUCGUUGUGACAGUUUUUGUAAUGUUGUGUUGUGUAGAGUUAAAAGUGCUGUUAUGAACGGAGUAUAUCAUUGUGUAAUCAUGUGCUUGUAAUGUUUGCUAUUUUCACAUUCAGACUGAGCUAAAAGUUUGUUCUUUCUUACUCUCCCCUACUGUUGUUAGAUGCAAAUGGCUCAAACUUCAUUUGAAUGAAACAACAAGUACCUCUUUACAUUUUGUCGUACUUUUUAUUUUAAUUUUUACAGUGAACAACACAUGUAAACUUUAAUCUAAAUAAAAAAAAUAUUAUUUAUAA